Oncorhynchus kisutch (coho salmon) is the source of this 5170-nucleotide messenger RNA. RefSeq lists its product as uncharacterized. The coding region runs from base 285 to 3887 and encodes 1200 amino acids. The transcript is spliced from 6 exons. The record is from RefSeq and is a predicted model, not a curated record. Lineage: Eukaryota; Metazoa; Chordata; Actinopteri; Salmoniformes; Salmonidae.
UUCGCACUCCGUUCUAUUGGUGGCAGUAUAGAUCCUAUGAAGCAGAAAUCAUAGACGAUGUAGACAGGAAACGAGUUUGUUGGUUGACCAGUUGCCUUUAUAACAAAUUUAACCUAAUCUAUACCAUUUAUAUGAAAGUCAAAGCACUCCGAUUUUUAAGAGAGACUGGUAUGCUAGUUGUUUGACACCACAAGAUCCAGAAUGAGACAGUGAACACAAAGACCUGCGCGAGGGUAGCAUCGAGUGAACCUGGAGUAUCAGCCCAGCUCAGGCACCUUGGCAGAAUGGAUCCAGAGAAGCACAGUCAGAGGAGGGAGUAUGAAGAACCAGAGAGGUACAGUCGGCGGAGGGAGUACGGAGGACCGAGCUCAGGACAAUGGGACGAUAGCUUUGAGAAGAGAGGCAAUGGCCAGGCUAUGCCCCGAGAGCCCUACAGUGAAUACUCCAGCAUGAGGCGAACUAGAGAAGGUGGGAAGGAGUAUGGUGCUUCCUCUGCUAUGAGCUACAUCAUGUACCCAUCAUCCAGAGACUGGAGCAAAGGCUCAUUGAGGGGUAGCAGUGGUCCCUUCUCCCCAGACACAGAUAGGGACAUUGAUGGAGAUCCUGUGGUGCUCAGUGUGGAGGACCUGGAACUCGCUCGUAAGAAGAACGAGUUGAAGGUCAUAGAGGAAAAGAUAGCUCGCAAGAAAGCUGUUCUUGCUCUGCAAAAAGUUAAACGCAGAGCUAAGGACAUGCCUGAAACACAGGCUGCAUCCGCAACAGCGAAGGGCAUGUCUAAACAGAGGAAGGUAAACGAUACAACAUUCCAAAGAUACAGUAAUGUCGCGGACCAGUCGUCACGCAUAUGCCUACCUCUUAAACGGAGGGUGCUGGACAUUCUGAGUAAGCUCAGAAGAACACCGGUACGGUACCUACUGCGUAAGGAUACCCCUGCCAAGCUGAAGAAACAAAACAAGAUGCGAGCAUUGGAGCUGAUGAUUAGCGCUCCCCUAGAAAAUGAAGAGGCCCAUCCUCUGAGACUGAGAGUGAAGGGUUUAAUGAACCAACGACGCUCUCCCAACAAUGAGGUGGUCGCUAAUGAUAAACAACAUAAUCCAACCAUUCAGAGGCCAGUUCACUCACUCAGGACACAGAAGAAAGACAUAGCAGCCACAGGCUUCCAGCGCUUCCUUAAUGUCCUCAAUGAAGGUGUGGACCUCACCAAGCUCUCAAAGAUCGUCAACGACGAAAAUGAGCAACUCAUUGUGGGCGAGGAGCUACCACAAGUUUGGCCGACUCGGCUCGAGGGUCAUGUUGACUACAGCAGUAGGUCCAAGUCUUCUCCAUUUGAGGAGAAGAAGGUGAGGCUUGAGGAUGAGCAGCGGUACGAGCGGAUGCAGACCCUGCUGGAGAUUGUUGGGCUGGACUUGGGGGUUGAGGAGUUGGGUCGGCUGACAGACAGGACCAAUGAUAGGCUAUAUGGAAAGAUGGGAGACUUGAAAAGGGACAGAGCCAGAGAAGGGGAAAGUCCUGCGAGAGAGAGAUGCAGGCAAAGAUGCUCUAGUACCAGAGACAAGGACAGAGUCAGAGAAAGAGACAGAUCUGAGAGAAACCGAAAGGGAGACGGGCACAGACACUCUAGUACCAGAGAGAGAGACAAGGACAUACCGGUAGUCAGAGAAACAAACAGAUCAGAAAGGAACAGAGAUAAAGACGGGGACGGAGGCCGAGAGAGAGACCGGGACAGAUCUAGGAGAGACGGGGGCAGAGACUUAGAGAAAAGCAGAGACGGAGGCCGAGAGAAAGACCGGGACAGAUCUGAGAGAGACAGAAAACGAGAGAUAGCCAAGGAUUUAGACAGGUGGCUGCAAAGGACCAGAGACGGAGACAAACGUUCUAGGACCAGAGACUGGGACAGAGAGAGAUCUGAGAGGGAUGGGUAUGGGGAUGAGUCCAGGGAACGCUCCAUUGAGCUCUACUCAUACUCCAUGGACUCUAUAUUCCCUGUUUCUCAUCCCCAUGCAUCUAUGAUGGCUACCUACUCCACCACCCAGUACUCUCAGUAUAUGGCAUACCACAGCAGCCCCUACACCAUGGCCUUCCCUCCAGGGUGGGGUUAUCCCACCGGUACCAUGCCCGUUGGUAUUAUGCCCCCUGGUAUCAUGCCCCCUGGUACCAUGCUUCCUGGAAUCAUGCCAGCUGGUGCCAUGCUGCCUAGUAACAAGCCCCGCCAACCUAACCCCCCUGGGUAUCCACCCUACACCAACUUCCCCCCAUAUUACUCUAAUGGUACCACAGCCUUAAACCAGACAUACACAUACACCCAGCCUGCCAGCACUCGAGCAGUCUUAAGUCAGAGAUGCACAUACAUCCAACCCACUAGAAAUCGCAGGAAAAAGACACAGAAGCAUGCCCGAGGGAAAGUGUCCUGUCAGAUGGUGACAAAGAAGUCCCCCGCGGUUUUGACCACUCAGAUAGCGACAAAGAAGUCCCCCCCCGAACCAGGGUCCAAGAUUAAAGCAAAAAGGAGAAACAAUCUAUUCUUCACAGGUAUAUUCAUGAAGAGUUAUCACAGUCAUCUAAGGAAGUUCCAGUAUUAUUUGAAACGGCUUGCGAAGAGGAGGAACAAGGUUCACCAGCGCAAAAGAAAGCGAUUGCUUGCAGAAGCAGCAGGGAAAGUGGCCCCUCACUUCCCCUUUGAACCGGAGCCCAAGAAAGACGGGGAGAAACUACAUGCUGACACUUCUGAAGAAGUGGUUCCUCAGGAAGCUGCAAAUAAUUUGGAGGCACCAUCUGAAACAGGGCCUAAGAAAGAACCAGAAGGUGAGAAACUACAUGCUGACACUUCUGAAGAAGUGGUUCCUCAGGAAGCUGCAAAUAAUUUGGAGGCACCAUCUGAAACAGGGCCUAAGAAAGAACCAGAAGGUGAGAAACUACAUGCUGACACUGCUGAAGAAGUGGUCCCUCAGGAAGCUGCAAAGAAUGUGGAGACACCAUCUGAAAUGGGGCCUAAGAAAGAACCAGAAGGUGAGAAACUACAUGCUGAUGCUGCAGAGAAAGUGGCUCCUCAGGUGACUGCAAUGGACACUGCGGCCCCCUCUGAAAUGGGCCCCAAGAAAAAAAAGUUGUAUCCAGGUAUCUUCAUGAAGAUUCUAAUGAGAAGUCUAAAGAGGCAUCAGUGCAAGAUAAAAGGGAAGAAGAAGCAUUUUGCAAAGAGGAGGAAAAAGGCUUUCCAGUACAAAGGGAAGAGACCAUUGGUAGACACUAAGAAAAAAGUGCCUCUUCUAGAGGUUGCAAUGGACUCUGGGAACCCCUCUGAACCAUGGCCCAAGAAAAAGAAAAAAAAGAAAACACUAGAGGAAAAAGGAGGUAUAUACUACCCAGGGAUAUUCAUAAGGGUACACAGAACCUAUUUAACAAGGGGGAAACUGGCAAAGGCAAAAGCAGCUGCUGAAGGCACUGAGGCCAUUUCUGAACCAGCACCCACGAUUGAAGGGGGGGAAGGAAUGACAGAAGGGGAGGAACUGCUUGCAGACACAUUAGAGAAAAGGGUUCCUCAAGUGGCUACAAAUGACUCUGGGCUUCCCCCUGAACCAGGGCCCAACAAAGAACCAGAAAGAGAGGAAGAAACUAUGUUAGAAGAGGAGAAACUGCUUGCAGAUCAUGUGGCGAAAGUGUCUGUAAAGGGCCCUCCGGUCCUCUUGGAACCAAAGGCUGAGAAAGACCGAGAAGGAGAGGACGAUGCAAUUAUAGAUGGUGAGAAACUGCUAGCAGACCCUGUGGAGAAAGUGGCUAUAACGGACCCUGGCUUGCUCUCUGAACCAGAGGCUGAGAAGGAGACAAGGGGAGAAACAACCAGUGGCAUGAUAAUUAAUGAAGGAAAAAUAAGCUUGAAGAGUUCAACCUGAAGAUGGGCACGCCUAACACGGCCUCAAAGGAUGGCUAGCUGUUAUCUUCACUUGGCAUCAUGAGCUCAUCGCACACUAGAAUUGAACCUGCUGCAUCCAGACCCUAUGGACAUCAGUUGGCUUCAUUCUUACCUAUCAACCAUUUAAUAGAUUUGUAAUCACAAAAAAAUUAUUUGUUAAAGUUUAGCCUCAUCCUUAAAUGCUUCGUAUUGAAUUUAUUUUCAGCGUAAUUUAUUGAUAUUGUGUGUGGGGUAUGGGUAGGGUCUAGCACAUUCAUAUAUGCUAAGUACCUUUAGCGCCUAUUGAUGAUAGUAUCUUCUGGCCGGGGGAGUUUAAUUAAGAGCACCGACCAUUGCACUAAAAGUUAAUACGCAUCACUUGCGUCCUGAUUUUGGAACAUAAGGAACUAUCUUUCAUAUCAGCGUUGGACAAAAAUGCACAUUUAUUGGGUUAGGGUUCCCACACGGCCAUAUUUCCAUGUUACAGUGCUUGUUUACGGAAAACGCAUGGAAGACUGAGUCGACUACCUUUGCUAAUUACCGAUCUGCAUCUCCAACACCCUGUGUGUAAACGGAAGAUGGACGCCACAAACUCGUUGUCACUGAAAGAUACUGUCGGCUGCAACUGUUAAAACCGGUUUUAUAAACUGGGUGGUUUGAGGCCUGAAUUCUGAUUGGCUGAAAGCCAUGGUAUAUCAGACCAUAUACCAUGGGUAUGACUAAACGUUUAGUUUUACUGCUCUAAUUACAUUGGUAACCAGUUUAUAAUAGCAAUAAGGCUACUCUGGGGUUUGUAAUGUGGGGCCAAUAUACCACGGCUAAGGGCUGUGUCCAGGCACUCCGUGUGGCGUCGUGCUUAAGAACAGUCCUUAGCCCUGGUAUAUUGGCCAUAUACCACAACUCCUCGGGCCUUAUUGCUUAAAUAACAGAGUAAGUGUACAUUUUGCAUAUGAAAGUAGAUGGCUUGAUGUUUCUAGAACCGUACUGCAAUUAGAUGGAGUAUUUGGCUGCCAGAGACAAUUUAGCUGUUCUAAACCAAAUAAGGGCGUGGAGUUUAUUUGGUCUGGUCAUGUGGUCAAGAAAAAUUCCUGGCCCUAGAUAUAGUACAUGUGUAUCAAUGCGAUGAAAAUGCUAUUGACGGCAUUAUGUUUGUAAGUUGUCAUGCCUGAUAGCUAAAAGUAAGAACUGCCCAUGUUUCAUUCCCCAGUGCAGUCAGCCCUCCUAUUUCUAUAGAUCUUUCACUUUGUAAAUAUGUAAUUGAAUAAAAUAUUUGGUCUAUUGUAA